AAAGAACCCUCUAACCUCUGUUCCAUGGCCUCCCAUCUUGGAUUCCUUCUUUUAGCCUUCUGAUGGCUGUGUCUACUCCGCUCUCCUUCAACUGAGCAGCCUUCCUGGGAGGAUGCUACCAGUUCUGAUUCUCCUGAUCUUUCUUCUGCCAGUAGGAGAUGGAGCAGAGGAGGUCAUCGGGGGCCAUGAGGUCAAGCCCCACUCUCGCCCUUACAUGGCAUUAGUUGUGUUUCUGAAAGUUAAUGGGAUUGGAAGUUCCUGUGGCGGCUUCCUGGUUCAAGACUACUUUGUGCUGACGGCUGCUCACUGCAUUGGAAGCUCAAUGACAGUCACACUGGGGGCCCACAACCUCCGUGCACAGGAGGAGACUCAGCAGAUUAUUCCUGUGAAUAAAGCUCUUCCCCACCCAGACUAUAAUCCUCUGGAUCACACCAAUGACAUCAUGCUAUUAAAGCUGGAGAGUAAGGCCAAGGGGACUAGAGAUGUGAGGCCCCUCAAGUUGCCUGGGCCCAAAGACAAGGUGAAUCCAGGGGAUGUGUGCAGUGUGGCUGGCUGGGGGAAAACGUCCAUCAAUACCACUGAAGGAUCUGCUCUCUUAGAAGAGGCUGAAUUGAUCAUCCAGGAGAACAAGGAAUGCAAAAAACAAUUCCGUCACUAUUCCAAAAUCACAGAGAUUUGUGCUGGAGACCCAAACAAAAUAGAGGCUCCGUCCAAGGUGGGGAUCAAGCAAUUCACAGACAAAAUCCAGGGGUGACUCGGGGGGACCCCUCGUGUGUAACAACAAAGCUCAUGGAGUUUUGUCUUAUGUGAAAUCCAAGAAGAUCUCUUCAGGAGUCUUCACUAAGGUUGUGCACUUCCUGCCGUGGAUAAGCACAAACAUGAAGCUGCUCUAACAGGAGUUAAACCACCCGUGCCUUACCAGCCUGUCCGCCCUCAGGCAAGAACCACGUGGAGUGGGCAGCAAAGAAUGAAAAUUCACAAUAAAUAACCUCCAGAGUGCAUAGAGCUGAA
Mus musculus (house mouse) is the source of this 1011-nucleotide messenger RNA. It is a transcript of the gene Gzmn, whose product is annotated as granzyme N. The coding region runs from base 113 to 754 and encodes 213 amino acids. Gene Ontology annotation, biological process: proteolysis. The record is from RefSeq and is marked validated. Lineage: Eukaryota; Metazoa; Chordata; Mammalia; Rodentia; Muridae. The transcript is spliced from 6 exons. Gene Ontology annotation, molecular function: hydrolase activity; serine-type endopeptidase activity; peptidase activity.